UCAGAUGUUCAUGGUAAAAGCAGCGAAAUUUACUUCACUGGAACUUUUCCUCAACCAAAUUAUCAAACCCACCGCCAUUAUCUUGGACCUAGAAUCGAUUGAUUUCCAAUAAAAAUCUAAGCUUCACCAAUCGAAUCUGUGAAAUCGGAACGAAACGAAACUAUAGUUCACGAAAUGGGGGAAGACGAUAUGCCGUUGGAUGAUAAGGCAAAGCGAACGAGAGAUUUGUUAUCAAGCUUCUAUUCUCCAGACCCUUCAGUGUCUAAUACUAGCAAUUCUUUCAAAUUUGCGUCUUUAGAUGCCAUUAACACCACCUCCUUCGACGCCGAACAGUACAUGAAUCUCCUGGUGCAAAAAUCAAAUUUGGAAGGGCUUCUACAGAGGCAUGUUGAAAUGGCAGCUGAGAUAAAAAAUCUAGACACCGAUUUGCAAAUGCUAGUUUAUGAAAAUUACAACAAGUUUAUUAGCGCCACCGACACAAUUAAAAGGAUGAAAAGUAAUAUUGUGGGCAUGGAAGCAAGUAUGGAGCAGCUUCUUGGCAAGAUAACAUCGGUGCAAUCAAGAAGUGAUGGUGUGAACACUUCUCUUUUCGAAAAGAGAGAACAUAUAGAGAAAUUGCAUCGCACACACAACCUUCUUCGAAAAAUUCAGUUCAUAUAUGAUCUACCUGCUAGACUCGAGAAGUGUAUUAAAUCAGAGACAUAUGCUGAUGCAGUCAAGAUCUACAUUGGAGCAAUGCCAAUUUUAAAGGCCUAUGGGGACUCAUCAUUCCAGGAUUGUAAGCAAGCAUCUGAAGAAGCUAUGGCCACUAUUAUAAAAAAUUUGCAGGGAAAGCUAUUCUUGGAUUCUGAAUCCAUACAAGCAAGGGCUGAGGCCGCAGUACUUCUUAAGAAGUUGAAUUUUCCGAUGGACAACUUAAAAGCAAAACUAUUUGAAAAGCUAGAGCAAUCUCUUGAAGGCCUUCAGCUCAAGCAUGAAGACAUAACCAAUGUUUUGGUAGAAUCUAACAACCCCUCAGAACAAGGAAACAAUGCCGAGUCAGUUCCUGGUUCCGCGCAUGAUGCUUUAGUUUGUGAGUUUGCUGAAGCUGUUCGAGCUUAUCAAGUAAUUUUUCCCGAUUCAGAAAAGCAACUGAUUAAACUUUCUCAAGACUUGAUUGCCAAGCACUUUGAGAUUACUGCGGGUUACAUAAAGGAGUGGAUUCCAAUUGCUAAUUUUCUGGGUGUUCUUCGAAUUAUAUGGAAAGAUGUUCACCUGAUGGAUAAAGUGUUGCGGGAGGCUCUUCUCCCUGAUUGUUCUUUGAAGGCUUCCCAGGUGGCUGUCAAACAAUAUAUAAAAAGCACAUUUUCUCACCUUCUUCAUGAUAUCUCAGAUUCCUUAACCAAUGUCCAUAUCAAACCAAAGGAGGAAGCGAAAGAGCAUCUUUUGGUGGUUUUCCUUGAGGCAGGAAAAACCGCAGUUCUUCAAGGGAGCGUGAAUGUGUUACUGGACUUCCGCCAACUUCUUGAGGAAAACUUAGGAGGGCUUCAACUGAGCAACUUGAUUAUUGAGUGGGUUCGAGAAGGAUUUCAAGAUUUCUUCAGGGCACUUCAUGAUCGGUUCCUCUUGCUUUCAGGGAAAAAUAAAUCUGCCAGUCAAGAUGAAAAUUCCACAGAGGGUAUGCAGGUUGAGAAAGUGAUUCCAGGCCUUGUCCUUGUGCUGGCUCAACUGUCUGUUUUUAUUGAACAAACUGCCAUCCCUAGAAUUACUGAGGAAAUAGCUGCUUAUUUCUCUGGUGGUGGUGGUCUUGCUUCUGAAAAUGGGCCAGCACUUGUUCCUGGUGAAAUUUCUCAAACCUUUCAUUCAGAUGGUGAAAUACUUCUACAGCAUUAUAUAAACAUGAUAACUCAAAAAAUAUUGGUUCUCCUGAGGAAGAGGUUUACAGCUCCAAAUUGGGUCAAGCACAAGGAACCUAGAGAAGUUCAUAUGUUUGUUGAUUUAUUCCUUCAAGAGUUGGAAGCAAUAAGAACAGAGGCAAAGCAGAUCUUACCUCAUGGAGUACUCCGCAAGCAUCGUCGCUCUGAAAGCAAUGGAAGCACUGCUUCCUCUCGCAGCAAUCCAUUACGAGAAGACAAAAUGAUUCAGUCAAACACUCAUAGGGCCAGGAGUCAACUUCUUGAAACCCACCUGGCAAAAUUGUUCAAGCAAAAAGUUGAGAUUUUUACAAAAACUGAAUAUACACAGGAAUCUGUUGUUACUACUGUAGUAAAACUUUGUCUUAAGAGUUUACUAGAAUUUGUUCGACUCCAGACUUUCAACCGGAGUGGAUUCCAGCAAAUUCAGUUGGAUAUUCAGUUCCUAAGGGCUUCUCUUAAGGAAAUUGUUGAAGACGAAGCUGCCAUUGACUUUUUGCUUGAUGAGGUGAUUGUUGGUGCUUCGGAACGUUGUCUUGAUCCAAUUCCUUUAGAGCCUCCUAUCUUGGAUAAACUAAUUCAAGCGAAGUUGGCAAAAGAGAAGGAACAGACUCCACUUUCUCCGUAAUUAGAGGAAGGUCAAAUCAGUGGUUAGAAUGUCUCAAUUCAUCAGGAACUGGCAAGUGUAUUGCUGAAUGGAAUGAUCAAGUCAUAGAAGCUUCACAGGCAUCCACGAGCCGACGAGUGUAUUGUGGGUGGUAAGAUGGUAUCAAAAGGAUGGUAUAUGUUUCCCGGUUCCUGAUAAUAGCCCUGCAAACUUUCAUGAUUUUACUCUUGAAGGUGUACCUUUGAUGGUUCAUGAUCUGAUUACUGAAGUUUUGCUCUCAUGGUCCACGUUGGUAAGAAUAUAUGAUAUGAUGAGUAUAGGAAUGUUGCUGUCCAUUGGGAAUCAUGUAGCCUGUACACUGUAUAAAUCACCGUGCUAUUAUCUCCAAUUUUUUUUAUGGUAGGGAAGAAAUAGUUUUCAUGCUUCCAAAUCAAACAUCAAUAUUCUUGUCUA
Populus nigra (black poplar) is the source of this 2952-nucleotide messenger RNA. Its product is annotated as vacuolar protein sorting-associated protein 51 homolog. Gene Ontology annotation, cellular component: membrane; GARP complex; EARP complex. The coding region runs from base 175 to 2520 and encodes 781 amino acids. NCBI's taxonomy places the organism in Eukaryota, Viridiplantae, Streptophyta, Magnoliopsida, Malpighiales, Salicaceae. The transcript is spliced from 20 exons. Gene Ontology annotation, biological process: retrograde transport, endosome to Golgi; Golgi organization; endocytic recycling. The record is from RefSeq and is a predicted model, not a curated record.